CUUGAGUGAAAGAGCUAACUCCAGGACCUGGACAACCUGCUCAAAUGCCUAAUGUCAAGCAGGUUACUCCACGGGCAGAAACUUUGAGUAAGGUUUCUCCCAAUAACCCAGGAACUGCAUCACCUGCUAUUGAUUUGCCUAGCAAACCUGCUGCACCUGCUGCAACACUACUGGUUACGCAGGUUGUGACUACUGCUGGAGCUCAACCAAAUAAUGCUGCAGUGAGGACUUCACCUCUUGGAGCUGUUGAGCCAGUAUUUGAUACUCAACCAACUGCUGCAGAAAAAAGGAUGCAAAGCAGACACCAUGGAACUCCUUGUGAAUUAACCAUCAAAUUUGAAACAGAAAGCCUUGCAUUGGCCUCACAGCUGUUUUUUUCUGAAUUUCAGGUCGGGACCGGUGAUCAGUGAUCUCUUGGGAGGCAAUUCUGAUGGGUACUCAAAUCCAAGUUCUUGUCAGAUUUACUUGACAUUUCUAGCUGAUAGCACAUUCACUGAAGAGGAUGUCUCUAGCUACUUUAGGAAAUGGGAAAAACCUCCGACAAGAAUAGAAGGCAAAAACUGCACCAUCUGGAUAUGGGAAAGUCAUCAACAAGUUUAAGCUCAUCCGGUGUUGAUUCUAGGGAGCCCCUUGACAUUCCAUUUGGUAAGCUCUUGCCACUUUCUUGAGGUUUUAUAAUGCAUUUCCUAA
Molecule: messenger RNA, 690 nt
Organism: Cuscuta europaea
Lineage: Eukaryota; Viridiplantae; Streptophyta; Magnoliopsida; Solanales; Convolvulaceae
Source: the annotation of a GenBank genome assembly